Molecule: messenger RNA, 642 nt
Organism: Selaginella moellendorffii
Lineage: Eukaryota; Viridiplantae; Streptophyta; Lycopodiopsida; Selaginellales; Selaginellaceae
Product: UDP-glycosyltransferase 88A1
Exons: 1
Coding region: 1-642 (213 amino acids)
Molecular function (GO): UDP-glycosyltransferase activity
Source: RefSeq, a predicted model, not a curated record
AUGGAGUGGCUGGAUUCCAAACCGGAAUCCUCUGUUCUCUACGUGAGCUUCGGCAGCUGGGAGGUUCUGGUGGACGAUCAGAUAACGGAGCUUGCGCGAGCAUUAGAAUCCAGCGGCUGUUUCUUCCUGUGGGUGGUGAGGCUCGCUCCAGGAUCCAGCAUUGGGAGCUUGCUGCCACAGGGAUUCGAGAGCAGGGUGAUCGCCCCUGGACGUGGUUUGAUCGUCACGACUUGGGCGCCUCAACAGGAGAUUCUCAAGCACCAGGCAACUGGAGGAUUUGUGACACACUGCGGCUGGAAUUCCGUGCUGGAGUGCGUUUGCUUGGCGGGUGUGCCAAUGGUUUGCUGGCCUUUGAUCUCGGAUCAACCGACGACGUGCCGGUUUGUGGUGGACGGGCUUAGAAUCGGAGUCGAGAUCCACGAGGAUGCGAGUGGUUUCGUGGAUAGGGGGGAGAUUGAGAAUGCCGUAAAGAUGGUGAUGGUGGAAGGCGCUGAGAUGCGGCGCAUUGCCGAGGAGUAUAAGAGACUAGCAGCGAUUGCCGCUAGCGAGGAGGGGAGCUCGAGCAUCAGCUUAAGAGAAUUCAUGGACAAGGCACUCAAGGGACGAAGUUAUGUCCCUUGCAACUCCGGGAACUCUACGUGA